AUGGCCCCUUCAUCAAAACCUUCCAAGACAUCAAAUACUACUCCAAAAGAAGGGAAAGAUAUCAAGGACGUUAAAAAAUCUAAAAAGGAACCCUCUUCUUCCAAGAGUGAAGGCAAGAGUGGACCUACACCUUCGAUAACUGCAAAGGCGAACUCUGAAUCCAAAGAAACUCGACAAAAAGGCAAAGGGAAGGGAGCGAAAGAACCAAAAUCGAUAGAGCCAGUUCAUGAGAUGCCUCCUUCGGCCACAGACUCGAAGGCUUCAAAGUCAAAGACCAAAAAAUCCCAAUUAAAUUCCGAGAAAGAGGAUUCCAGAGAUUUAUUGACUACCUCAGAUUCCAAAUCUUUGUCUAAAACAAGAAAGAGAACGCGUGAGGAACCAGAUUCCACUCAAGAAGUGUCAUCAAAGAGGCAAAAGGCAGAAACACACUCCUCUAAAACAAAGGUGGCUAAAGAUGCAGGACCAAAGAAAAAGAAGGUUGCUACACCGUCUGAAGAAAGUUCGGGUGACGAUGAGGAGGAAGCUGAAAUUCAGGUAGCCACAAGACAGGAUGGCGAAGAUGAAGAG
Molecule: messenger RNA, 567 nt
Organism: Acaulospora colombiana
Lineage: Eukaryota; Fungi; Glomeromycota; Glomeromycetes; Diversisporales; Acaulosporaceae
Source: the annotation of a GenBank genome assembly